Molecule: messenger RNA, 2061 nt
Organism: Misgurnus anguillicaudatus (oriental weatherfish)
Lineage: Eukaryota; Metazoa; Chordata; Actinopteri; Cypriniformes; Cobitidae
Source: RefSeq, a predicted model, not a curated record
GGAAUAGGAAGCACAGGAUCAUUCACCUUUAAGAAACACCACACUAAAGAAUAAGCAAACUAAAGAGCAGAAGCCGAUUUGAUGGUGUUACAGGAUGAAAAGCUGAUACUGUGCUGGUCCUCUGGUCUAUGUAAUGGCUUUUCUGCAUUGUGUUUGUAUUGGCGUAUUACUGUUGCCAUGGUUUCAAUGUUGCUGGGGGAAGUGCAUCUUUGACAAAGUUCAGAGAUCAGUCAAAGUUGUGUCCCCGUCCAUUAGUAAACAAAACUUGGGUCAUUGGUCCGUGAAUGAAACUGCACGUAACUAUCAAACUCUUAUCACUGGAUCAGAAGACAAUUCGGCUGAACAUCCUCAGAGAUCUAAAAGAUCAGAUAGAGAUACAUUUCCUGAUCCACAACCAAUCAGGAUCAAGACCUGGAUUCCAAGAGAAAGCCCCAUCCUCUCAGACCAGGAGGGAGAGAGAUUAAUGGCAGCAGUUAAUGAGGCCGUAAUCAAAGUAUCCAGUUUACUGUCAGUGAUAGGAGUUCCAGAUAGACUGCUGUUAAACAGAGACAUCAACAAGUACUGCAAAUUCAUCUGGAGAAACAGUAACACAGUCAACUAUAUGAAAUGUGGCAGAGCCAAUGAUAACUACAGAUCUGAGAGCUGUCUGGAUGUGACUAUACCAGAUGAGCACCUGAAUGGCUGUUUCAUUUAUCCGCAUCCUGAUCAUCCAAUCCAAAACGUGCUGAAGCCAGAGGGGGCAGGAGUUCCUGACACUGACUUCCUGCUUUAUGUGUUCACUCACAGUACUGAUAAAUGUCGGACAGAGUCCAGUGUUUUAGCGUAUGCUGCUCAUUGUCAGACAGACUCUGUUGGACGACCUAUAGCUGGGGUCAUGGUCAUCUGUAGAGAACACCUCAGUGUGGAAAGAUACACACAUGAUCACUUUGUGCAGACUGUCCUGCAUGAACUGUUUCAUGUAUUGGGCUUCAGUAAAGAGCUCUACAGCAGAUGGAGAGAUUGCUCGAUCUCCUCUCAGGCUGAUGAAAACUGUUGGUCUUAUGGCCAUGUGACCAGCACAGAUGAGAUGGGUCAGGUUAGACUUUAUUCACCGGCUGUGAUCAGAGCUAUGCAGAAACAUCUCAACUCUACACAGUCUGACCUCGGAGCUCCGUUAGAGAACAAGGAUGCUGGUUCUGAUGGUCUCUCAUCACACUGGGAGGCUCGUGUGUUGCAGGGUUCCAUAAUGACAGCUUCAUUGGCAGAACCGUCACUGGUUCGGAUCGAUCCGGUCACACUCGCUGCUCUUCAGGAUACAGGCUGGUACUCUGUCAACUUCAGCCGGGCACAGAGUUUGGUGUGGGGAGAGGGUGAAGGUGGUCAGUUUGGGUCUGUCUCUACCUGUCACAAUAACUCAACCUUUUUUUGCACAGGCAGUGGAUUGGGUUGUCAUUACCUUCACCUCCACAAGGGGGAGUGUCUUACUGAUCAGUUCCUGGAUGGCUGCUUUAUUUUCAAACCGCUGGCGAAUGCUAGUGAGUGCUGGAAAGAGCAGAAUAACAGCAGCAGUGGAUUGGAGGCAUGGAGAGGUGAAAUCUUUGGAUCUGACAGUCGAUGUUUCAUAUCUAACCUCACCAGAAAGGGUCAUUCAUCCUCCAGUCAGCCAGUUGCAGGUUAUUGUUAUAGACACAGGUGCACUGGAAUAAACAGGUAUCAAAUCCAGGUAAUGGAUUCUGAUUGGUUGGAUUGUCCAGCAGGAAAAACCAUUAAGGUACCUGGUUAUCUGGGUUUCAUUUUCUGCCCAAACAAGAGAUUAUGUGAAUUUUCUGAUUUAACUCACACUUUAACACAACACUCAUGUGGGACAUGCAGAGAAAGGUUGGUGUUAAUUUGACACAUUUUAAAGGUGCAGUGUGUAAUUUUUAGAAGGAUCUCUUGACAGAAAUGCAAAAUAAUAUAUAAAACUAUAUUAUCAGGGGUGUAUAAAGACCUUUCAUAAUGAACCGUUAUGUGUUUAUUACCUUAGAACGAGAACUUUUUUAUCAACAUACAAAGAGGGUCCCCUUACAUGGAAGUCGCCAU